AAUCGGUAACGUGCGUCGCGUUGUUCACAGGAGCUGAAUUGACAAAUUAACAAAAUAAAUAAACUUUCAACUAAAUCCAGAGUAAGUGAACCAUUUGAGACGAUAUGGAUGACGAAGAAGAAACUUACAGACUAUGGAAGAUUCGUAAAACCAUCAUGCAGCUGUGCCAUGACAGAGGCUACCUAGUGACACAGGACGAGUUAGACCAAACACUGGAGGAGUUCAAGAGUCAGUUUGGAGACAAGCCCAGCGAGGGUCGACCCAGACGCACAGACCUCACAGUGCUGGUGGCACACAAUGAUGACCCCACUGACCAGAUGUUUGUUUUCUUUCCUGAGGAGCCCAAGGUGGGAAUCAAGACGAUUAAGAUGUACUGUCAGAGGAUGCAGGAGGAGAACAUCACACGAGCCAUCAUUGUUGUUCAGAUGGGCAUGACACCGUCAGCCAAACAGUCUCUAGUUGACAUGGCCCCCAAAUACAUAUUGGAACAGUUUCUACAGCAGGAGCUGCUUAUUAACAUCACAGAGCACGAGCUUGUUCCAGAGCACAUUGUUAUGACAAAAGAGGAAGUGACUGAACUGCUGGCAAGAUAUAAAUUGAAGGAAAGUCAGUUGCCGAGGAUCCAGGCUGGGGACCCUGUGGCUCGCUACUUUGGCUUGAAAAGGGGGCAGGUAGUAAAGAUCAUCAGACCUAGUGAAACAGCCGGGAGGUACAUCACAUACAGACUGGUUCAGUGACAAACAGAUAUUUUCCCGCCUCUACCUUUAAGAGGUACCGUGAAGGAAGCAGACCGCGUUACAUCUCUCAUCUCUCAUCCAUGGAUUAUUCCUUUGAUUCUGACUAGAGUUUAAAUUUGAGUUUUUCUUGUAAUUACCAAUUUUGUAAAAUAAACUGUUGAAAAAGACAUCAAAUGGUUUACACAAGAUGA
This is a messenger RNA of Plectropomus leopardus (leopard coralgrouper), 928 nucleotides long. It is a transcript of the gene polr2eb, whose product is annotated as RNA polymerase II, I and III subunit E, b. Gene Ontology annotation, molecular function: DNA binding. The record is from RefSeq and is a predicted model, not a curated record. Lineage: Eukaryota; Metazoa; Chordata; Actinopteri; Perciformes; Serranidae. Gene Ontology annotation, cellular component: RNA polymerase I complex; RNA polymerase II, core complex; RNA polymerase III complex. Gene Ontology annotation, biological process: tRNA transcription by RNA polymerase III; transcription by RNA polymerase II; transcription elongation by RNA polymerase I.